AUGCGCGGCACAAGUCGAAAUACCUUCAACUUGAACUUCCCUCUGCGGCGAUUGUUGCUGCAAAGUGCACGAGCAGCUCGCGGUAGCCCACCGCUCGGUCAGAGGCUAUGCGACGCGGAAAAGGGAGGCAGUAACAGUGGAGGAAGUGGUGGACAUGGGAGCGGUUCCAAUGGUGGCGGAAAGCAUGAUAAGACUGGAUCUUCAGGCCAUAGCAGUAAUAAGCACAAUUCCGACGCAUCUUCCCAACAUUCAACAAACUCGCCGGGUAAUCUAGAUCGUGGGACAGCGAACUCGAAACUCACCCCUAACAGCCACAAAUCAUCGCAUAGUCUGCAUAGUAAGGGAGGAAGUUCUAGUACGGCCGGGGGAGUCGGAACAAAUGCAUCGUCCACCGCCGGAAAAGUACCCGACGAAUGUCCCUUAUGCUAUGACGUGUUACCCUCUAGCGACGAGUAUUAUCCACUGCUGAAUUGCAAACACUAUGCAUGUCGAGCGUGCCUGGAGAAUUAUCUAAUGAUCCAGAUCUCAGAAUCACGCACGGAUAUCAGUUGUCCACAAUGUUCGGAUUCGAUGCACCCAACUGACAUACAAGCGCUUCUUAAGGCGUUCCCAACGGCCAUCACAAAGUAUGAGGAUUUUAUGGUUAGACGGGUGCUGUUGUCUGAUCCAGAUUCACGUUGGUGUCCAGGACCAGAUUGCACGUAUGCAGUUAUCGCUACCGGAUGUGCCUCCUGUCCUAGAAUAUGCUGUCAGCGGCCGGGAUGUGACGUUCAGUUUUGCUAUCAUUGCAAGGCGGAGUGGCAUCCCGAUCAAACAUGCGAUGCGGCCCGCGCUUCCCGGCAAAGCCCAACGCGCGCCCUGUCCGGUAGUAUUAGAAAAAAUUCACAACAUAAAGAUGAAAUUAAACCCUGUCCGCGUUGUCAGGUGCUUAUAGUGAAGAUGGAUGAUGGUUCCUGCAAUCACAUGGUGUGUGCUAUCUGUGGUUCAGAGUUUUGCUGGCUGUGUAUGAAGGAAAUCAGCGAUCUUCAUUAUCUUAGCCCUUCGGGAUGUACGUUCUGGGGUAAAAAACCAUGGUCACGAAAAAAGAAACUACUCUGGCAGCUCGGAACCUUGGUGGGCGCUCCACUAGGGAUUGCUCUAGUGGCAGGAAUUGCCGUACCAGCGAUGAUUAUUGGAAUACCUGUGUGGGUCGGACGUAAGAUACAUACUCGGUACAAGUCUGCCGGCAAGCACAAACGAAAUUUCGCCGUUCUGGGAGGAGUGACGGCAUCGGUAAUUGUUUCGCCUGUCCUUGCCGGAUUAGCAGUUGCCAUUGGUGUGCCAAUACUGUUGUUUUAUGUGUAUGGCGUUGUACCUGUCUCACUUUGUCGGGCUGGUUGUGGCGAAGGAACAAAAUUUGAGUUUGACGAGGAGGAGGAUAACGGUUCUCGAAACCAUGACGCUGCCAGUGUGGAUGCGGUUUCACGCAUUGGAGCCACUAGCAUUGGAGAAGUUAGUCUUAGUGUGGCCAGUGGAAGCCAUCUCGGUGUUUCAAGCCAACAUUCAGCGUAUGGUGCAACGAACCCGUCCACUACGGCCCUUGCUGGCAGCAUUACAGGACACCGUUUGGAGGUACAGGCUGACGUGAGCACUUCAGAGACGGCCUCUGCGGUGACAUGUGUUAGUGAGAAAUCUGGUAAUACGCUGAACGAUACAGCCUCCACCAAGGCUCUAGCCGGGUCAAUAUUGAGUUACAAACAGCAGGCAGAAUCAAGUGCGUUCAGCGAAGAUGGCGCUUCCGAAAGGGUACGGUUCGACAACACCGUGUCGUUCGUUAUUGACAGUAAGAAAGAUUCCUGUGAUUUCUUGUACAGUAUACCGCCGGAUCAGGACACAGCUGCAGAUAAGGCAAGUUUGGGCAGCGGACGAUCCUUUCGCAGCUCUGAACGUUCAUUCCGGGAUGACUUCGAUUCUACCAGUGUGUCUUCAGCGCACAAGCGCAUCAAUUUUGGCAAGCUGAUUCCCAAGCUCAGCUCCAGUCAGCAUCGUAAUCUUUCGGUAGAUAGUACAACCGGUUCGUACAAUAUCCCGGAGAACGUCAGUCUGGAGCAGGAACUGGAGCAAGAGGAGCAUGCGGGUCAGCAUGUUGUAUCAUCCAGCUCGUCGUUAGCUGUCACAGCACCACAGCGCAACCCAGCACAAUCCCAGACUACGAUUUUAUCCGAAGAAACAUCUACACAACAGCAGAAGCAGAGCAGAGCGCAGUCUGGAUCUAUCGAUCCGUCUCCCGAGUUCACGGUACGACAUGCAAGCCUUGCUACAAAAUCGUUUACCGUACCCAUAGCGUCAAGCAGCAGCAGUUGCUCGUCAAACGAGGCAAUCAAUAGGGCAAUUUUGGUAGAAAAGCCAGCACUUUCAACGUUCAGUGCAGGGAUAUGUCGUACCGGUUAUACAGAGGCUGCCCAGAAUCAAAGAAACGAAUUGAAGCCAAUGCAAUCGGUAGAAUCACCUCCACUAUCCACAAGCUCCUUAAAUGAUCAUUCUACCAAGGAGCAGCCACCAAUUGGGCCACCAAAAUCGCGCACUCACAUUCUGCGCAAUCUGUUCUUCUCGCUUCCGAAUACGUCGGAAUCGUCAGCACCUACUGAGGCUACGGUCGAAUGCGGACAUGUUAGUACGGGUGCACGUACAAAGACAGCAUCCGCCCCGUUGACUUCACCACUAUCGCCAUCGUCCUCCUCCACUUCUUCUGCUUCCUCGGUGACACCCACAGGUUCUUCCUCGAACACACUUCCAUGA
This is a messenger RNA of Anopheles marshallii, 2778 nucleotides long. Its product is annotated as E3 ubiquitin-protein ligase RNF19A-like. Gene Ontology annotation, biological process: positive regulation of proteasomal ubiquitin-dependent protein catabolic process; ubiquitin-dependent protein catabolic process; protein polyubiquitination. NCBI's taxonomy places the organism in Eukaryota, Metazoa, Arthropoda, Insecta, Diptera, Culicidae. Gene Ontology annotation, molecular function: ubiquitin protein ligase activity; ubiquitin conjugating enzyme binding; zinc ion binding. Bases 1 to 2778 code for a protein of 925 amino acids. The record is from RefSeq and is a predicted model, not a curated record. Gene Ontology annotation, cellular component: ubiquitin ligase complex; cytoplasm. The transcript is spliced from 8 exons.